GCAUCGGCAAAGAGAUGGCAGGAAAUCGUGGAAUGAGAUCACAAUUCUGCUGCUGCUGAGACGGGCGUUACGGCUACCAUUCACAACCCCCAGAAAGAGCCAGCAGUUUUAAAUAAGGUUUAUCGGCAGAGUGCAGUCCAAGCAGGAGAUCCGCUUGACGGAGAAAUAUUGAUGCAUUAGCCCUAAUAAUCCGGACAGUAGGACUGGACUAUAUCUCCAAAACGUAAACUUUUGCCUGCAUUAUGGAUCUGGGGGUACAGCCAAUAAACUGAUCAGUUUCAUGUGGAUUCUGCACGGCGCCUCUUCCCAGAUUGGCCAUCUACAAGUAUAAAAAGGUCAUUUAAAUCAUACUCAACCUAGCUGCUGAUAAGUGAAUAUGGAGAACACCAAACUUCCCCCGUCCAGCCCCACGUCGCCUACCACGGGCUUCUCUGUACCCAACGCCGAGAAGAUCGAUGGCUUCCCGCGGCGCUCCAUGCGCAGGGCCCGGCAGCGGCGCUCUCACAGCUCCUCCCAGUUCAGAUACCAGAGCUCCCAGGUGGAACUCACGCCGCUACCCCUCCUCAAAGAUGCGGCUGCAGGGGAGCUGCACGAGCUGUUUGUCCAGAAGCUGCAGCAGUGCUGCGUGCUGUUCGACUUCCUGGACUGCGUGGCCGACCUCAAGGGCAAGGAGAUCAAGCGCGCCGCCCUCAACGAGCUGGUGGAAACCAUGGCAACCAGCCGCGGCAUCCUCAUCGAGCCCAUCUACCCGGAGGCCAUCAAGAUGAUCUCGGUGAACAUCUUCCGCACGCUGCCUCCCAGUGAGAACGCCGAGUACGACCCUGAGGAGGACGAGCCCACUCUGGAGGCCGCCUGGCCACACCUGCAGCUGGUGUAUGAGUUCUUCUUGCGCUUCGUGGAGUGCCCAGACUUCCAGCCCUCUGUCGCCAAGCGCUACUUAGACCAGAGGUUUGUCCUGCAGUUGCUGGAGCUGUUUGACACUGAGGACCCGCGGGAAAGAGAGUACCUGAAGACCAUCCUGCAUCGCGUCUAUGGGAAAAUGCUGGGCCUCCGCGCAUACAUACGCAAGCAGAUCAACAACAUCUUUCUCAAGUUCAUCUAUGAAUCAGAGCACUUUAACGGUGUUGCAGAGCUGCUGGAGAUCCUGGGCAGCAUCAUCAAUGGUUUCGCCCUGCCCCUGAAGGCGGAGCAUAAGCAGUUCCUGGUGCGAGUGCUGAUCCCACUGCAUAAGGCCCGAUCCCUGUCCGUCUUUCACGCACAGCUGGCCUACUGUGUGGUGCAGUUCAUGGAGAAAGAUGCCACCGUGACAGAAUAUAUUAUAGAAGGACUGCUGAAGUUCUGGCCAAAGACCUGCACACAGAAGGAGGUGAUGCUGUUGGGGGAACUGGAGGAGAUCCUGGAUGUGAUCGAGCCCACCCAGUUCCAGCGUGUGCAGGAGAAACUCUUCAAACAGAUCGCUCUCUGCAUCUCCAGUCCACACUUCCAGGUGGCGGAGCGGGCCUUGUACUUCUGGAAUAACGAGUACAUCCUGAGCCUCAUCGAGGAGAACUGCCAGGUCAUCCUGCCGCUGGUCUUCGCCACCCUCUACAGAGUCUCCAAAGAACACUGGAACCAGAUGAUUGUUUCCCUGAUCUACAAUGUCCUGAAGACCUUUAUGGAAAUGAACAGCACCCUGUUUGAUGACCUCACGUCCUCCUACAAACUGGAGAAACAGAAGGAGCAGCGGCGUGAGCGGGAGCGUCAGGAUCUGUGGCGGCGCCUGGAGCAGGAGAGCGAGCGUCGGCUGCAGCUGAUGCAGGAGGCCAGCCUCAACCGCAAGAACCUGCAGGAGCACCACACACACGCCCCGCACACACACACACCGCACGCCGCCACCGCUGCCACACACACACACGCCCCCCCACACACUCCGCAUGAUCCCAGCACCACCAACGCCUCCUAGAGCACCUCGAGCAGACACACGCACCCACACACACACACACACACACACACAUAUACACACACACACACACACACACACACACCACUGCAGCAGAUUCGAUUCAGAUCCAGGGGCUAAGGUCUUGGUCACACACAUGUGUCCGCUUAAGUAUGAUGACAAAUGUGCCAUCACAGUCCAUGUGCCAUCAUGGAAGGCCAGAGAGAGGACAGCGGGGCUGUUAGUAGCCAAGACCACUUAGGGUCCAAGACGAGACCAAGUCAAGACCGAAUC
Molecule: messenger RNA, 2212 nt
Organism: Engraulis encrasicolus (European anchovy)
Lineage: Eukaryota; Metazoa; Chordata; Actinopteri; Clupeiformes; Engraulidae
Product: serine/threonine-protein phosphatase 2A 56 kDa regulatory subunit beta isoform-like
Exons: 14
Coding region: 377-1942 (521 amino acids)
Biological process (GO): signal transduction; protein dephosphorylation
Cellular component (GO): nucleus; protein phosphatase type 2A complex; cytosol
Molecular function (GO): protein phosphatase activator activity
Source: RefSeq, a predicted model, not a curated record